GCGGGUUGGGUGGUUUUGCUUUUCAUGGUGUGAAAAUUCAAAUGUUUGUGCCAAAAGCUAAGGAUCGCUUAGCAUUAAAAUGCUUUUAAAGAAUUACAACCAACAAUUAGAAUCGUUUAGCUAGGUACUGUAGAAUUACAAUCGUAACAGUGACAACAAUGAAUUUUGUGGAAACUUUAAAAUCCUGCUGGCUGACGACGUUGAUUGGAUCAAUUCUGCUGACAACCGGCACAAGCGUUCUUUUCUGGAAUGAGUCACGGUCCAUAAGCACUACACUGUCGCUGGACGAGGCCCUAAACGAUGCCGUCACGGUUAGCGCAGAACGCCCAUACGACAAAACUUACGAGGAACGUUUGAUUCAUUUGAGUGGUCCUUUGGUUACGGGUGAACCUCUGACGGAACCUGACUAUAAUAUCCAGGUUCAGGCAGUGAAGCUCAAGAGACGUGUUCAAAUGUAUCAAUGGAUCGAGGAAUAUGUCGAAAACCGAUACGGUGAGACAGUCUCAAGCGUUCAGGUGGGGGAUCGAACCUAUUACUAUACGAAAGACUGGCGUGAUGAGCUGGUGGAUUCGCGGAGUUUCUACAUCCGGAAUGGCCACCAUAACCCAACCACUCUACCUCUGGACACGAAAGUGUACGUUUCGGAAAGGGUCCAUAUUGGUCAGUACGAACUGGGUGAAGCUCUAAAAGAACGAUUCAAGAAUUUUAUCGAAGUCACUUCUGAUACAAGACCGGAAGACCCUGCUGUGAAGUUACAUGCGGGUCUCUACUAUCAUUGCAACGAUAUUUGGAACCCGGAAAUUGGUGACAUUCGCAUACAAUUUUCUUACUCAGGGUUGGAAGGAUCUUUGCACACAGUCGUAGGAAAGCUAGAAAACGGAAAAAUCGUUCCUUACGAAUCGACCCAUGCCAAAAAAGUAUUGCUCAUCUAUCCGGGUGAGCUUUCGCUGCAGGAAACCUUCAAGCUGGAACACCACGCCAAACGAAUAAUGACUUGGGGCUGGCGUGCAAUGGGUUGGAUAAUGUUGUUCCUAUCGGCGACCUGUUCGGCAUCCAUCAUGAAGUACAUCACCAGCCAGAGUCGAGUGUUGCGUCAGUUUGUGCCGGACCCUAGCUUUCCGGUGUCCACCAAUCUGACGGUGUCCUUUUCGCUGGCUCUCGUCAUUACAUCGGUCGCAUGGAUUAUUCAUCGACCCAUGCUCGGCAGUGGGAUAUUCUUUGCAGCGGUUUCGCCAUUUUUGUACUGCGCCCGAGGCCUCUUUAACAACUAUCAACGAAUGGAUUAAGCAAUAAUUGCAUACAUAACUCUAGGCACAAUCUUAACACACUCAUGUGAAUUGAUUUCGAUUUACGAAGCAUACAACUACUCAAAAUGAUAUCAUUACUAUUUGUUUGGAGUUGAAUUUGUGAUUUAGUUUUCUAGGAUUGUAUACUGUAGUGUGAAAAUAAACUUAAUUUAUUGCCAACUCUUU
Uranotaenia lowii is the source of this 1472-nucleotide messenger RNA. It is a transcript of the gene Tmem43, whose product is annotated as transmembrane protein 43 homolog. The record is from RefSeq and is a predicted model, not a curated record. Gene Ontology annotation, cellular component: nuclear inner membrane. Gene Ontology annotation, biological process: nuclear membrane organization. Lineage: Eukaryota; Metazoa; Arthropoda; Insecta; Diptera; Culicidae. The transcript has 4 exons. The coding region runs from base 159 to 1286 and encodes 375 amino acids.